GGGGGCGGGCCCAGCGCUAGGCCCGGCGCGGCGGGGGGCGGCGGGCGCUGCGCACAGCCCGGCUCCCCUCGGCGGCGGGCGCAAGGCCGCAGCGAUGCCCGGCCCGGCAGCGUCGGGGGCGGCGGCGGGGCCCGGCCCCGACCCGGAGGAAAGCUACGACUUCCUCUUCAAGCUGGUGCUCAUCGGGGACGCCAGCGUGGGCAAGACCUGCCUCGUUCAGCGCUUCAAAACAGGGGCCUUCGCCGAGCGCCAGGGCAGCACCAUCGGCGUGGACUUCACCAUGAAGAGCCUGGAGAUCCAGGGCAAGCGGGUGAAGCUGCAGAUCUGGGACACGGCUGGCCAGGAGAGGUUCCGAACCAUCACGCAGAGUUAUUACCGCAGUGCAAAUGGAGCGAUCCUGGCGUAUGAUAUCAGCAAGAGGGGCUCUUUCCUGUCCAUUCCUCGCUGGAUCGAGGAUGUCAGAAAGUAUGCCGGUUCCAACAUUGUACAAAUACUGAUUGGAAACAAGUCUGACCUAAGUGACCUUCGAGAGGUUCAGCUGGAGGAAGCUCAGAGUCUGGCUGAACACUACGAUAAUAUCAUCUGUGCCAUAGAGACCUCUGCGAAAGACUCCAGCAACGUGGAGGAGGCUUUUGUGAAGAUGGCUACAGAGCUCAUGAUGAGGCAUGGAGGCCCCAUGUUCAGUGAGAAGAAUACUGACAGCAUCAAGCUUGACAGCAAAGACGUUGUAGAAAGCUGGGGAUGUGGUUGCUGAUCCAACCUAGGUGAUAUCCCUAACUUUACUGGAAUUUAGAUGGUGCUUCACCCUAAUGCUGAGUAGCAUGGUAGCCAUAUUCUCCUCCUGUGAAACCAGCAGUUUUGUAGAAGUUAGACACAAUCCUGUUUGCUUUGGUGUCUUAUUUUUAAAAAGGGACUCUUGAGAGGUAGUCCUAAAAGUCAAGCCCUCUGAAAAACUCACUCAACAUUUGUCCCCACCAUUUUAUUUUGUGUAACCUUCAUACAAGUUACAAAAGCAGAGGAAAGAACUUUGAACUGGUGAUGUGGGGUGAGGAGACAGAUGGUUGGGGAAGAGACUGAUGCACGCCCAAAGUCCAGAAGCAUUUAGCAUGGAACUGUUGGCAAAGGAAGUUGCUUUUGGAAUAGGCAGUCUUGACAGUGUCUCUUUAAAUCCUCAGCACUCCACCAAUGACCAGAAAGUGAUGGUGUCUUUGAUGAAGGUGUUUCAAGUGUCAGAAUACGCAAGGAUUUGAUUACAGGACCAAAUAGCAGUCACCUGUCCUAGGGCAUAUGGAUUGCUAGUUAGUAAUGGAACAGGUGAGGAAGCCUUCUCUCAGGUUUUGUUAUAAUUUUUUUAAGUUAUCAUUUUAACAAAAAGCAAAAUCAGCCUGAGCAAUAUCACGUGACUUGCUGUCAAGCAGGAUUGGAGCAGUGUAGUUAUUUUAAAUACAGCCUUGAGGAGAGGGUAGAUGCGUUUCACUUUUUGCUGUUUGCACAGUGAUAGCUCCCUUCUCCAAGUGGGUAUCAUUCAUUUUUUUGCCCUCAGGUCUCUUAAUUUCAUUCCAUAAAACAAGACCUGCACCACUGGACGCAGGAACUGGGGAAACUUUGAACUGACUGGUAGCCAUGAUCUCCUGCCGUGUGCCUAAUGGUCAUCGACAGGGUGAAUUCUGGUCUUAUAUUUGACAUUAUGUUACCAGAGUGUUUAUUGCUUAAGUAGUAUAAGUGGAUUUGGGCUGUUUUUUAAACCAUCUCUCUAAAUACAAUCUGGGCAUAUAAUGGGAAAGAAGACUUCAGAAUAGCUGAAAACUGCAUGCAUUGCAACCUCUUGGUUGUGGAAAACCAGCAUCUUUUCUAGUGAUUCCCUCCCAACUUUGUAUUCAACUGCUUCCCUCUCCCUAUCACAAGUUACCAAUGGCUUUUCAUUUCUUGAAAACACUUAGCAGGAAAAAUCUGUCACUGUUGAUCAGAAGUCUACGUUGUUAUGGAUUUGCAAAGGCAGCAGAAGCAGGAUUAUUUUAAACUGCAGUUAAAGCAAAGGUGUUCAGACGUGACAAGGGAUUUUUGCAAUCCCGCUACUUUGAAGGAGGUUGUUUUCAGAAAGCACUCACUUAAAGUGAAGUCACUUGUUGUUUUUGAAAACCUUGAUCAAAAAGGACCUGAACUGGUUUCUUACUAGGGCUACACCAGUUUUUAGCCAUUCAACAUAUCCAGUGUCAUGAAAAUCAAAAAGAUUUAAGAAAGGGCUAGUGGAUCCUAAUUUCAAUACUAUUAAUCUUCCUACAAAAAAUAUUAAACCAUUCUCUGGUCUUUUGUUUUUUUAAACUAUGAGGUAGAUAAUUGAGGAGUUAGGGAUGCUUUGUAGCCUGUUUGGUUCUAAUUUAAGGGGUUAAUUUUCAAGUUUUAUAGUAGUAAGAGUGAAAGGGCCUUAAAUUUUUCAAUUAGUAUUGUUUUCACAAUUUGAGUAUUUUAUAUGGAAGGGCAGGUUAAGCUCCAGUACUUGGUACUAUUUUUCCAUAGUUUUCCAGGACCUUUCCAGCACUCCUACAUCCAAAGAUAACAGGUAGUACCUGUCCAGCAGUAGCUAGGCACUGAAAAUGAGAAUUGUCCAAUCUCUAGAUUUAUUAGUGAUUAGCAUCCCAAGAGUGGUAUUCCACUCUUGGGAAAAAUGAUGAAGACAGCCCGAGCUACAGCUCAAGUCCUGAUAAAUGUUUUUCCUCCUGUUUAGGUGGUCCUUAAGAUACAGAAUUCUAGCAAGCAUUUGCUUUUAUGUCAUGACAUAUUAUAGUUUACAUCUGUAGGUCACAGUCCUGCAGUUCUGCAUGCUUGAACAUGGACCCUCAGAUAAGCUCAGUGUCCCACUAUUUGCAGGAUUAGUGCCAAAUUAUUUAAGCCAUGCUGAUAAGAAUUCACACGCAUUUAAGAACAGUAUUGCUACCUCUCAGAUUGAAAUCAGUAGUUUACAUAGUAACUCAUCUUAAAACUGGAGCAAGAUGCAAAAUGAACAUAAAUCCUGCUUACAGUGCAGUCAGUGAAUGAUUGUGUUUUUACAGCAGAUGGAGAAAUGAGCGAUUAUUCAUCCAUUGCCUUAGUUCUGAGGUUUGUUUAGUAAGCAAGUAGCAUCAGACCAAGAACUAUACUUUUUCUUAAGAGAUAUGUGGUGACAAAUCUUAAGUUAGUCUUGAAGGUUGAGCCUCUGUCUGCAGGUUAGUCUGUUUCAGUCAGAAAACAUGAAAUACAGCACCAGUGAUUUGUUCACUGUGUUUUCAAAUGAAUGCACUGAUCCAGAUUGGUUUUCAUUUUGCUGUUGAAAACUAAGACUAUGGCUUUAACUCAGCUUUUUCUUCUAACUCUUGGCUCUUCUUUGUUGUAAGAAGUGUAAUACAAAUUUGCAUGCCCUACCUAACUGAACAAAAGGGAACAAAGAAACAGACUGAAGACCUGGAUUAUUUUUUCAGGUUAGUAGCAGAUACAGAUAACAGUGCUUGGGCUAUCAGUAGUAAAAAGGGAUUUCAAUUACCAAACCCUCUCUUGGUCUAUUAGUAAUAGCCCAGUACUCAAUAGGUUGACAGCUUCUUGAUCAGAAAUCAAUUAAACAGGAAAUGUAACUUAGAGUUUUUCACUCCCUUUCUGAAGGCUUUUGUGAAAUCUGUAAUUCACACACAUAGCUAUGUAAUUCAGAUAUUAGGAAGACAGUCUUGUUGGUUUAUUUCCACUAAUCCUAGUGAAACGAAAAGGCUACCUGGGUGAAGAGAGUGAGUAGCAAUAAACUCGAGAUUUACUGGUAAAACCUCAGUUUCAAAUCUUAGGUUACAAAUGUGUGCUGACGUACAUCAAGUGAAUAAUUCAGUAGUGCAGGAUCAGAGUUCACAGCAUAAACAUUUGCCAGAAACCUGUUUACUGGCAGUUGAACAUUAACAAGACUAUGGUGCAGUAAUUGCUUUUAAGCAGAUCUCCUUGGCUGACCACGUAUUUGCAUUAGUGUUUAUCAUUUAUUUUUGGCAGUACCCAGACUGUGCAAAAUAUUACAAAAACACAGAAGGGGACAUUGAUCCCUGCCUUGUACCACUUAGGAGUGGAAUGCAGAGGCAAAUACUGAAAUGAAAUCAGCACAAUGUGGUUCCCAGAAGCGUGGGCAUUGUUAUCCUUUGUAUUGGUUUUGAUGUAAGCUAAUUUUAUCUCCAGUUACCCAACCAGUCCAUCAUCAUGGAUGGAACUUGUAUUUACAUAAUUAUAAAUAUUGGUACAAUACCAAAUGUGUCAGCCUAUGAACUGCUAAUGUUUGCUUUGCAAAACAAAUUUUUUUUAAGAAUGAGAACACUUAAGAACAGAGGAGAAGUCCUAAAAAUGUUAUUAUUCUCACUGUAGUGGAAAGCAGGUCACAUAUGGGUGGGGAAAAACUACAAAACUAAAUGAAGCCCAGCUAGUACUGCAUGGUUUUCUAAGAACUUCAUGAAAAGUGGAGCUCUUGUUCGUUUUUUUCUUUGCCUUUAAGGAAGAUCAUAUUUAUUUGAAGAAUAGAGUUGGAUGAUCACGUGCAAUAUACAUGCAAUAUACAGUAGCACCCUUAAAUAACAUUAAAUCCUUUCCUUAAUAUGCCCCAGUAAAUAUUGUCCCACUAAGAUUUACACCUCUGUUAUUUAAUCUCAUAGUCCCAGCCAUCUGACUGUUUGAAUGUCUUUUGCCAUCUCAGGCCAGUCCUGAGGGAACAGGGAAGUAGCAACAUUAUUAGUUUCUCUCUGUAGGAUUGUUUUGAAUUUAUAUGUUAUUUCAUUAAUAGAAAUAGUCUAUGUUUACCCAUCCUGCCUCCAAAGCAUUUAUUAUACUAACAGACCAAUGGCAUUUGCCCUAUUGCAUUAUUUUGUGUAAACACUAUGCUGGAGGAACAUGAAGUGAGAACAAUACAUGCUUUGAAAACUGAAAAAUUAAGUGACUCUCCUUUUUUUUCAGUUUUCAAAGCAUGUAAUAUAUGCUUUGAAUAUAUACAUAUGUAUAUGAUUAGCAAUUAAUUAACAAUUAAUAAAUUAUAUAUAAUUUUAUAUAUAUAUAUAAAAAAAAUUAACAAUUAAUACAUAUGUAUAUGAAGCCUCCUGGGUUUCUUAGUUUUUACUGGCCAGGUAGCGUUAGAUUUCUUUUAACUCUGUUGAAUUGGGUUAUAAAGCUAUUGAAAACAGCAAAAAAUCUCAGAUGGAAGCAUUUAAUUGCAAUCUCCACUGCAUACUUUAGAAAAAUACCCCAAAAUAUUCAACAACUAGGUGUUCUGAUUGCCAGCAGAAGUUUGGCCCUCUGUAUCUUUUUUAUCAUUUCAUUUAAGUUUACAUGGAAAAGAGCAGGGUUACAAAAUCAAAACCAACCAACCAACCCAAACGUACAUUUACUGCUUAUGGAAUUGUUGCCAGAGGUUAGAUAAAAAUAGCCAGCAUACUCUUCUAUCCUGAUCUUAGCAGUUUUUUAAUAUGACUGAAAAAUGUUAAAAUGCACUUUAAAAAUAAUUAUCUGAAGUACAAAGUGGUUGUGAUUUUUUUCUCCCGCUUUGUCUCUUUUAACAAGCAUUUCUAUUACUUGAACAUUGGUAAAGGCAGUUCCAUGUAUUACAUUCAUAACUUCAGGUGUCACUAAAGACAGACCGUGUCAAAAAUUGUUUUGUUGGUCCAGGAAUUAGUGGCCAGCGGAAAACAAGUGAACAGAAUAACUCCACAAGAAUGGGAAAAGUGAAGCCUAAUUAACAGUCAGGGAAGAUUUUCUGUUUAGUCCGAUUAUAUGUGUUAGGUUUAAUCAAUGCUUACUCUGUCUAAAGAAAAUAUCUUCCUUCCCAAAGGUAAAAUAAUACACUAUACAAAGAGUUACAGGUUUUCCCGUUCACUUUUUGUACAACAGAAAUUUGACUGCUGUCUAUAUUGAACGAGAGUGGACAGCUUAGCUAGUUGAGCGUAUGCUAACAGAACAGAACAUUUGGAGAGCUGUUAAAUUGCCUUAAAGCUGUAUUUAGAACCUAUUCCUUCCAUUACAAGGUAAAAAGUAUGUCUCUCUCCCCCAGGACACCAUUUUAAAAACCUUUAGAAGAUCCAAGAUUGUACAUUGAUUAGAAUUUAUUGAGGCUGUUUUUAUCAUCAAAAAAGUCACUUUUCAUAUUUCUUUUGCAAGAUAUUAUUAGACUUCAAUUGAGUUAUUUCCAACUGGAUUAUCCAGCUGAACUGCUGACACUGUUUUGUACUUUCUUUCAGCCUCAAAUUUAACAGAAAAUUUAAGAUUAAUCUUCCUAUCACAAAACGCUGAAGGGCCACCAGAUAGACUAUAGUCAGCAGCUUUUUGCACUUGUAUAUCUAUCAAUCUCCUGCUCCUGUGACAGUUACUUAGUAUCUGUCAUGUAUGCAUAUAAUACACUAUACACCAGAAUCAAUCAAGUCCAGCAUUGCAAUCGUUCAUCCAAGCAGGUAGUAUAAGUCAGGGUAAGAUAUUAGGUGGGUACAGCAGCUUCACAAAGCUGCUUCUGUUUAAGCUACUUCUGCCUAAGGCUUACCUAGCACAUUCUAAAUUCACUAUUGCAGCUAAAUUACUAGGAGUGAAUUAAAAUUAAUUACUAAAUUACUACAAGCUAUAUUAUUACAAGUGAACUGUUUUAAUUUCAUCAUAAGCAUAACAUUAAAAAAAUCCUAAAUUUAUAUAUUUUAAUUUUAAAGCCUAGACUAGGAUACUAAGAACAGCAGACACCUAUUUUCAGCUUUCAGAAAACGUACACCUUCACAUUGACUACACUGUAGGAGUUUAAACUCAGAAGAAGAACAGAAAAGUCGUUUAGAAACCAGGCUAGGCCUAAUGUAACAAGACCAGACAUAAUGUAACAGGAAUUUAACACUUGCAAAGCAGAGUUAAGGAGUGUUUUUGCCGACUUUUUGGUAUCAAAACCUUAAUUUUCCCUUAAACUCAGACAUCUUAAAGUACACCCUGUUCAGAUGUAACAGCUGGCUAAAGGGAUUGAAGUUUCUCUGAAGUUUAGCGUAGAGGAAGUACCUUACAUAUGACCAAAAUUAUGGCAAGCUAGCAGUUAGGAAUUCUAAUUGUUGGAUCAAUUAAAAAACAAAAUAAAACAACUUUAUGACACAAAGAUUAUCUUCUCCACAUAACAGCAGAGGAAAACAUUAAUUGGAAGACUGUAUUUCCUUAGAAAUUGUCUUUUUAAGGCAGCUGACCAACACAAUCUGUGUGUUUCCAAAAGCCAGUCUCUUCAGUAACUGCGAAGUAACAGCCUAUUACACUGCACUGUGCUGUAGAACACGCAAUGAUCAACACCUGGGUUUUCAGCAAUAAAUUCUAUGAGCAAUAUAGACUCAUAAGAAGAUGCGAGGGAGUAGUUUUGGCUGUCUAAACUACUGUAUGUGAAAACAAGAGUGUGAAAGAUGGUCCUUUGAACACGGCAUGCAAACUUGUCUUGGCAGUUUGAAGGUACUUCUAAAAAGCGAGUUAAGAGCUGGAUUUUCAGAGACAUUAAAGCUGCAGACAGAUGCCAACCAGUGUCUUCAAAAGCAUCUAGUUACUAUUGAAAAGAAAAAAGCACAAAACUUGUAUGGAACCAGUUUUGCACUAAAGGGAAAUAGUUAGCAGGAGAAAUAAAUACAUUAAUGGGAAAGGCAGAGCAUCUUGAUGAUUCCGUAUUUUUCAUGUUCAUUCCCUAUUUCAAUGCGAUAUGUAAGUAAGCAUUUUUCCCCUUUAUAAGUGGUAUUAAAAUAGAUUAUUCUUAGUGUGAAAAGUGGUUUGAUACUUGACAAAAUAAAACGCUAUAUACAUUUUCUUAAGAGAGUGAUAAUAUUGAUGACAAGAAUAACUUUGCUAAUACAGUUUGUGGUGUGACAUAAGGGAUUUGCAAGCUGGAGUUAAGUGUUGGAAUGGCGCUACGUGCGGAAACCCUUUCAAAACCCGGGGAAGCCAACAGCUGCGAUCAGACAGGGUCCUGCCUGGCUGAUGUACAGCAGACACGUACCGAGCAGAAGGUGAAUUGAACUGUUUGUUUUUAAAGAUUUCUAUUUUGUAAGUCUGUAAGGAGAAAUGCUAAGGGUUUUGACAGAUCUGCUCAGUGCUGCCAACCCAGCUUUUCCCUCUUUUGUGCCUCACUCAGCGGUAUCUGACAGAUAGAAGCCCCACAACUCCACAGAGCAGAUAGUGGCCAGGUGAGCCUGGCUCGCACACCUGUUGUGGAGGAAACAAAAAAUCUCUAAUUCAUAUUGAAUUCAUUCACUGCAUUCCAAAAUUAUUUGAGGGAUUUGGAUGAUAACAGUGUUAAAAUUAUUCUGCAUUUUCUAAGACAGAUCUGUUGCUGUUUUUCAAGGUUUCUUUAGAAAUGCAGGCUGUACAUUUCUAAUCAUCAGUAACUACUUUGCUUUUAAACUGUCUUAUCACAAUACUGUCUAGAUCGUUUGGAAUAUGAGGAGACAAGGGAGCAAGCUUGCAUACUACAGUAAUUUUUAUACUUUACCUUCAUCUAUUUAUGAAUUUAUUAUGAAAAAUAUUUUUAAACGUAUGAAACCUGCAUUUUGUUGUGAAUUUUCGCAAAGUAGUGGAUACAUUGUACUGUGUAUCAUUUAAAAGGUUUAAUUAAAGCAAACAUUUGGCAAUUAA
Molecule: messenger RNA, 8610 nt
Organism: Columba livia (rock pigeon)
Lineage: Eukaryota; Metazoa; Chordata; Aves; Columbiformes; Columbidae
Gene: RAB43
Product: RAB43, member RAS oncogene family
Exons: 3
Coding region: 95-754 (219 amino acids)
Biological process (GO): vesicle-mediated transport
Cellular component (GO): Golgi apparatus
Molecular function (GO): GTP binding; GTPase activity
Source: RefSeq, a predicted model, not a curated record